UGAAUUAUGUAAGAAUGUCGUUAGAAGUAUAUAAGUUCAAUCUUCGUGUUAUCGCUCAUAUGAGAAAAUCAGUAUUACAUGGAAAGAUAAGAAUGUGGAAAUGGGUUGGAACAGCCAUGCGCGCGUCGUGGUCGUGACUUGUCGAUCGAACUUCGUCGUACAACAAAACGUCGAUCUAUGACGUGUAUUGCAGUUGCAGCUAUUGUCUUCUAGCGUGUAGUAGUAUUUCUUUUAUUGAAAACAGUUGUCUCACAAGUAAUAUUUUCAAGCAACAUGUCGGAACCACAACAAAACCGUGUUUUAUCGAUUCAAAGUCACGUUGUGUCUGGUUAUGUCGGUAAUAAAAGUGCAACGUUCCCUCUACAGUUAUUGGGCUAUGAAGUUGAUGCGAUUAAUUCUGUUCAACUAUCCAACCAUACUGGAUACAAAGUGUUCAAGGGUCAAAUAUUGAACGACGAAGAUUUGGGAGUUUUAGCAGCUGGUUUGGCUGAAAAUGACUUGGACACCUACAGUCACUUGCUCACAGGCUACGUUGGUUCAGCCUCUUUUCUAAAGAAAAUAGCGCAGCUUGUUCCAUUGCUAAAGAAAAAGAAUCCCAACUUAAAAUACGUUUGUGAUCCUGUAAUGGGUGACAAUGGACACAUGUAUGUUCCAGAAGAACUCAAGGAUAUCUACAAGAAUCACAUUGUUCCCUUGGCAGACACCAUUACACCAAACCAAUUUGAAUUAGAGCUUCUGACAAAUGUGAAGAUUAGCUCGAUGGAAGAUUUGAAAAAAGCUAUAGAGGUUCUGCACAUCAUGGGCCCUAAGAUCAUUGCUGUCUCAUCGACAGAUUUGAAUAACAAACUCACAGCGGUUGUGAGCAACGUAAAAGAUAAGACAAAGAUAAGCAUCAAUAUUCCAAAAAUACCUGCAAUGUACACUGGAUCAGGAGAUCUUUUCGCUGCCUUGUUUCUCGCCCAUUCGGAUUCCAAGGACGUCAGAACAGCUUUGGAAAAAACGAUAAAUACGGUGCAUGGAGUUUUACAAAAAACUCACGAAUGUUGCUUGGAGAACAAAGACCAAAAGGCACAAUCUGCAAGAAAAAUUGAGCUUCGUCUCAUUCAGAGCAAGGCUAUCAUCGAAAAUCCACCAAAGAAACUUACUGCUGAAGUUUUGAUGUAACGAGAGCGAAUCAUUCGAGUCAUCUCUCAUUUACGUUGUUGGCGAUAAAAACAAAAUUUAUUCUAAUUGUGACCAAACGCAAUAGCAAGAAGCUCGCGUUGAACGCGAGGCAAUAUUGAUAGAUAAAUAUCCACAUGUGUUCAUUGUUGGUUCGAUCAAUUUCACUUUAUUGAAUAUUUUAUUUUUUAAUAUUUUGCAGUAAUUAAGCUGAAGCAAAGUGGAUUGUACAGACAGGCAUUUUCUUGAAAAAAAUACGUUAUUUUUGCCUGGCAAAUGUAAGAUUUCUCUUUUAUUUUUUUUAAAAAGUUCAAGAUCCCGAUUCUAUUGAUCCGAGAACUCGUUGAGAAUUUCUCACACUUUUUCAGUAACACACUUAUUUCAAUAAUGCAUUUUGAAAACUAAUUUUUCUCCGAAAAUACAUUAUUUUUUACUGGCAAAUGAAUGAUGGUUCUUUUUCGAAAGUCCAAGAUCUCAAUUCAGAUUCUUUGAUUUCGCUCUCGUAACCGUGAAUACUGCCUCAAUCGGGCUGAGCUCGUUCGAGAUUUUGACCUAUACGACCAAACAAAUCAGUCUUCCGAAAAAUAUCUUUUAAUCGUUGAUGUAAUAUGACGUCUGCUAUCGUAUAUGUUAAAUAUAUGGAAAUAUUUAUGCUACGUCUGGAACGCUGUUGUAAAAUAAUAUUAUAUAUCAAAAAAUGUAUUAAAAGUGUUAACUCAGC
Venturia canescens is the source of this 1882-nucleotide messenger RNA. It is a transcript of the gene Pdxk, whose product is annotated as pyridoxal kinase. Gene Ontology annotation, molecular function: pyridoxal kinase activity. Gene Ontology annotation, cellular component: cytosol. Lineage: Eukaryota; Metazoa; Arthropoda; Insecta; Hymenoptera; Ichneumonidae. Bases 274 to 1164 code for a protein of 296 amino acids. The record is from RefSeq and is a predicted model, not a curated record. The transcript has 7 exons. Gene Ontology annotation, biological process: pyridoxal 5'-phosphate salvage.